CGAAGCGUUGCGGCGGGAUGGAGAGCGAGGAUGCGGCCGCGGUCGGUUCCGUUGGGCCCCGGUUCCCGUUCCCGUACACGCCGUACGCCAUCCAGGAGCAGUUCAUGGCGGCGCUGUACGAUGCGCUGGAGGAUGGCCGGGUCGGGAUCUUUGAGAGCCCCACGGGCACGGGGAAGUCACUGAGCCUGAUCUGCGGGGCCCUCACCUGGCUCCGGGACUUCGAGCAGAAAAAGCAGGAGGAGGAGGCGCGACUGCUGGCACCCGAGGAGAGCGGGCAGGAGGGGAAGGAGCGUCCGGCCUCGGCUGGGCCAGCACACCCGGAGAGCCAGGGCACCGCUGGGGAGCCGGACUGGGUUACAGCCUUUGUGCAGAAGAAAGAAGAGCGGGACGUGGUGGACAAGCUGAAGGAUGAGCAGAUCAGGAGGAAAAAGCGAGAAGAGCAGCUUGAGAAAAUUCGCAAUAAUGUGCGGUUAAAAUAUGCAGCAAAGAGGAAGAGAUCUGAGGAAGAUGAGACAAAGCGCCUUCUUAAUCUCAGCAAAGAGGUUCUUUCAGAGGGAGCUGAAGAUGGUCUAGAGCAGCUGGAUCACAGUGAGGAGGAGCUGAUUCUUGAUGAAUAUGAGAGUGAUGAAGAAAAGAAAGUGGUAUCUGGGCUGAAAGACGAUGAUUUGGAAGAGGAGCACGUGACUAAGAUCUACUACUGCAGCCGCACUCACUCCCAGCUGUCUCAGUUUGUGCAUGAGGUGCAGAAAAGUCCUUUCGGUAAAGACACACGUCUGGUCUCCUUGGGAUCCAGGCAGAACCUGUGUGUGAAUGAGGGUGUGCGACGCUUGGGGUCUCUCCAGCUCAUCAAUGACCGCUGCAUGGAGAUGCAGAAGAACAAACAUGAAAAAAAGAGUGAUGAAGAGAAUGGAGAGAAGGAGAGACGUGUGAGUCACAAAAAAUGCCCAUUUUAUUCAUAUGAGCAAAUGCAGUUUCUCCGUGAUGAAGUUCUGUUGGAAGUGAAGGAUAUUGAGCAGUUGGUGGCUUUGGGAAGGGAGACCAAAGCCUGCCCUUAUUAUGGGAGUCGAUACGCCAUUCCUGCUGCGCAGCUGGUGGUGCUGCCCUAUCAGAUGCUCUUGCAUGAGCCUACCAGGAAUGCUGCUGGGAUCAAGCUGAAGGACCAGGUUGUAAUCAUUGACGAGGCCCACAACCUCAUAGACACCAUCAUCUCUAUCCAUAGUGCAGAGGUCAAAGGCUCUCAGCUGUGCUGUGCCUACUCCCAGCUGCUGCAGUACAUGGAGCGAUACAGGAAACGUCUGAAGGCAAAGAAUUUGAUGUAUAUUAAACAGAUUCUGUAUUUGCUGGAGCGGUUUGUGGCCAUGCUGGGAGGUAAUGUGAACCAAAAUCCUAGCUGCCAGGUUGUUUCCCAAACAGGGACAGUGCUAAAAUCCAUCAAUGGCUUUCUGUUUCAGAGCUGCACUGACAAUAUCAACCUCUUCAAGGUUCAGCGUUUCUGUGAGAGGAGCCUCAUCAGGAGGAAGCUCUUUGGGUUUGUGGAGCGAUAUGGAAACCCUGCCUCAGCUGUGAAGCCCAACAAGGAGAACCAGAAGUUGAGUGGUUUGCAGGACUUUCUUCUGACCCUCCAGCAGGGAGCUGCUACAGAGGCAGGUACUCCCCAGAGCCUUGUCGUGGAGGCUGAGCAUGAUCAGGUCCGAUGUGCCUCUCCAUUGAUGCAGAUUGAAAGAUUUAUCUCAGCCCUUACCAAUGCAAACCAAGAUGGCAGAGUCAUUAUCAACAGGCAAGAAACAGUUGGUCAGAGCAGCCUCAAAUUCCUGUUGCUGAAUCCAGCUGUCUACUUUGCCAAGGUGGUGGAAGAAUGCCGUGCUGUCAUUAUUGCUGGGGGCACCAUGCAGCCGGUGGCCGAUAUCCAGGAGCAGCUGCUGUCCUGUGCUGGUGUGGACCCUGCUCGUGUGGUGGAGUUCUCCUGUGGACAUGUGAUUCCUCCAGAAAACAUUCUGCCCAUAAUCCUCUGCAAUGGUCCUUCCAACCAGCGGCUAGAGUUCACCUACCUGACAAGAAGCAUGCCUCAGAUGAUGGAUGAGAUGGGUCGAAUCCUUUGCAACCUGUGCAAUGUGGUCCCAGGGGGUGUGGUGUGCUUCUUCCCCUCCUACGAAUAUGAGAAGCAGAUAUAUGCUCACUGGGAGAAGACAGGGCUGCUCACCCGCCUGGCAGUGAAGAAGAAGAUCUUUCAGGAGCCUAAGAAAGCCAACCAGGUGGAGCAGGUGCUUGGGGAAUACGCCAAGUGCAUAAAGCGCUGCAGCCAGGCAGGAGAACAGAUGACAGGGGCUCUGCUGCUUUCUGUGGUUGGAGGCAAAAUGAGUGAAGGGAUCAACUUCUCUGAUGACCUGGGAAGGUGUGUGAUUAUGGUGGGAAUGCCUUACCCCAACGUUAAAUCUCCAGAGCUCCAGGAAAAAAUGGCUUGGCUUGACAAAAAAAUGCCCAGAACUGCUGGCAAGCCACCCAGCAGAGCGCUGAUUGAAAACCUGUGCAUGAAAGCAGUAAACCAGUCAAUAGGCAGAGCCAUUCGGCAUCAGAAGGACUUCGCAAGCCUCCUGCUCCUGGACCACAGGUAUGCAAGUCCUGCCAUCCUUGACAAACUGCCACAGUGGAUCAGGGAGAGAACCCAGGUGAAACCUACCUUUGGAGCAGCGUUUGCGGAGUUAAGAAAGUUCCAUCGAGGGAAGCUGAAUGCUUCGUGAUGUGGACCAGUGAAUGGGCUGUAGGUUAACUCUGUGAGCUACCUCUCUGAAGAAUACCUGAAACAGACCAGUUCAUGCUUUUCUGUACCAAAGAGUUUGUGAAUUUCUGGUUUCUGUCUCCUGUGUGGAUGUUUGCUGUUCAGUAUCUGAGCACCAUGAUGGUAAGGCACCAUAACCAGGAGGGAAGCUGACUGUAGGCCUGAGAUAGGUCAAGGCAGUAGUGACACACUCCUGUUUGUUUACUUGUUAUGUUUGUUUCACUGUUAAGGUUUAUUUGAUUAAAUAUUUUCAAC
Melopsittacus undulatus (budgerigar) is the source of this 3031-nucleotide messenger RNA. It is a transcript of the gene DDX11, whose product is annotated as DEAD/H-box helicase 11. NCBI's taxonomy places the organism in Eukaryota, Metazoa, Chordata, Aves, Psittaciformes, Psittaculidae. Bases 18 to 2738 code for a protein of 906 amino acids. The transcript has 26 exons. Gene Ontology annotation, cellular component: nucleus. Gene Ontology annotation, molecular function: DNA helicase activity; DNA binding; hydrolase activity, acting on acid anhydrides, in phosphorus-containing anhydrides. The record is from RefSeq and is a predicted model, not a curated record. Gene Ontology annotation, biological process: establishment of sister chromatid cohesion; nucleobase-containing compound metabolic process.